This is a messenger RNA of Rangifer tarandus platyrhynchus (Svalbard reindeer), 1212 nucleotides long. NCBI's taxonomy places the organism in Eukaryota, Metazoa, Chordata, Mammalia, Artiodactyla, Cervidae. The record is from the annotation of a GenBank genome assembly.
AUGGUGGACCACUUGCUCCCAGUAGACGAGACCUUCUCGUCGCUGAAACGCCCCGUUGGUUUUCUGGGUGACGGGCGGGCGUACCAUAUGCUGCCCUCGCCCCUCUCCGAGGACGACAGCGAUGCCUCCAGCCUCUGCUCCUGCGCCAGCCCCGACUCGCAGACCCUGUGCUCCUGCUACGUCGGUGGCCGGGGGCCCGAGGGCCAGGACAGUAUCCUGGACUUCCUGCUGUCCCAGGCCACCCUGGGCGGCGGCGUUGCGGCUCACGGCAGCCCCAUGGCCUGGGGGGCCUGGCGGAAAACACCGGCCCCCGUGAAGGGGGAGCAUUUCAGCUUCCCCGAGUUCCCGGUGGGCGACCCUGAUGACGUCCCUCGGCCCUUCCAACCCACCCUGGAGGAGAUCGAGGAGUUUCUGGAGGAGAACAUGGAGCCAGCGGUGACGCAGGCCCCCGAGGGCAGUGGCAAGGGCUUGGACGCCUGUGGCCAGCUCUCCACCGGGCCACACAGGGGCCACCUCCACCCCGGGGCGGGUGGCAGAGAGCGCUGCGCCUCACCUCUGGGGGCCGGUGCAGCUGGCAGCCAAGGCCCGGCUGGGGGCCCCACCCCCGACACCCCAGUCCCACUGCUGCUGCAGAUCCAACCGGUGCCGGUGAAGCAGGAGUCGGGCGCCGAGCCUGCCUCCCCGGGGCAGCCCCCCGAGGCCGUCAAGGUGGCGCAGCUGCUGGUCAGUAUCCAGGGCCAGACCUUCACGCUUGUGCCCCAGGUGCUGCCCUCAUCCAGCCUCAGCUUGCCCUCCAAGUUCGUGCGCAUCGCCCCUGUGCCCAUCGCAGCCAAGCCCCUUGGGUCAGGACCCCUGGGGCCCGGCUCCACAGGCCUCCUCGUUGGCCAGAAGUUCCCCAAGAACCCGGCGGCCGAACUCAUCAAAAUGCACAGGUGCACUUUCCCCGGCUGCAGCAAGAUGUACACCAAGAGCAGCCACCUGAAGGCCCACCUGCGCCGGCACACGGGCGAGAAGCCCUUCGCCUGCACCUGGCCGGGCUGUGGCUGGAGGUUCUCGCGCUCGGACGAGCUAUCGCGACACCGGCGCUCGCACUCGGGCGUGAAGCCCUACCAGUGCCCCGUGUGCGAGAAGAAGUUCGCCCGCAGCGACCACCUGUCCAAGCACGUCAAGGUGCACCGCUUCCCGCGCAGCAGCCGGCUGCAGCGGCCCUGA